AUAAAACAGAAGAGGAGGAAGAAAGCAUUGACAAAGAAGAUACCAACUACACGCGGUUUCCUCCCAAGUCAUCUCUGAAACUUCUCCUUCUUCAAGGGAAGCUGCAGAGAUCAUCAUCAUCUAUCCCUCUCUCUCUCUCUCUCUCGCCGUGGACGGACGAGAAUUGGAGGUGAAAGAUGGGAUGCUGUAGCAGCAAGAGCGCCGAUUCCAAGGCGAGUCGCCUGGCUCGUUGGCGCGCCACCGGCAUCGUUGCCUUACGCGACUCGAAAUUGAAGGCAUUUCCUGAUGAAGUUUUUGACAUGGAUAGGUCUGUAAGGACUCUUGAUUUCACACAUAAUAGAAUAGCCGACGUUCCCAUUGAGAUAAACAAAUUUGUUAACAUGCAACGUCUGAUUCUGGCGGAGAAUGUUAUUGAGCGCCUCCCAAUUAACAUGGGGAAGAUUCAGGCUUUAAAAAUCAUGAUACUUGAUCGGAAUCGCAUUACUACCUUGCCGGAUGAAUUUGGUCAGCUGGUCAGGCUUGAACGUCUGUCCAUAUCAGAGAACUUAUUGGUACAGCUACCUGAGACUAUAGGGAGCUUGCGUAAUCUGACACUGCUAAAUGUGUCAAAUAACAAGUUAAAGAAUUUUCCUGAAUCAAUUGGAAGUUGCUUUUCUCUUGAAGAAAUACAAGCAAAUGAAAAUGCUAUUGAGGACAUUCCUUCUUCAAUAUGCAACCUUGUCCAUUUAAAGUCACUUUGCUUAGAUCAGAACAAGUUGAAACAGAUACCUGAUAAUCUGUUGACAGACUGCAAAGCUCUCCAGAACAUUUCCCUCCACAAUAAUCCAAUAUCUAUGGAUCAGUUUCAGCUGAUGGAAGGAUUCCAAGAAUUUGAAACCCGAAGAAAAAAGAAGUUCGAUAAACAAAUAGAUGCUAAUGUGAUGAUCAGUUCUAAAGGCCUUGAUGAGGGUGUUGAUUUAUAACAUUGUGAUCUGGUACUAUUUCAAACACAUGCUGAUGUGUCAACUGGGUUUCUAUAUAUGUCAAUUCAACAGGAUUAACACAAUAUCAUUUAUUUCAUAACUAUAUAUGCUUUCGAGCUUGUAUAUGCCAACCAUGUCUCUUGUAAGUUAAAUUUCCAUUUCUUGCUCUACAUGAGAUGGAAAUAUUACUGUUUCAAAUUCCUGUAUAUAGGAAUUCCAAGCUUCAAUCAAUUGCUUUCAUUACUAUUAUUUAU
Messenger RNA from Impatiens glandulifera, 1216 nucleotides. Its product is annotated as plant intracellular Ras-group-related LRR protein 7. The transcript is spliced from 9 exons. The coding region runs from base 177 to 962 and encodes 261 amino acids. Lineage: Eukaryota; Viridiplantae; Streptophyta; Magnoliopsida; Ericales; Balsaminaceae. Gene Ontology annotation, molecular function: protein binding. The record is from RefSeq and is a predicted model, not a curated record.